Molecule: messenger RNA, 1795 nt
Organism: Ruditapes philippinarum (Manila clam)
Lineage: Eukaryota; Metazoa; Mollusca; Bivalvia; Venerida; Veneridae
Product: DNA-binding protein P3A2-like
Exons: 9
Coding region: 173-1705 (510 amino acids)
Biological process (GO): regulation of transcription by RNA polymerase II
Cellular component (GO): nucleus
Molecular function (GO): DNA-binding transcription factor activity, RNA polymerase II-specific; RNA polymerase II cis-regulatory region sequence-specific DNA binding
Source: RefSeq, a predicted model, not a curated record
CUGGCGCAUCAAAAAUUUGUCUUCUUUGCGCAUUUGAAACAUCAAAUGCAAACAGUGCAGACGAUGACUGUCCUUUCCUAUAAAGAAGAUUUGUGGACAAUGUUUGCGAUGUAUCACAUCCCUUCAAAAGUUUUGUUGCAAUGUUACUGUUCAUUGUGUCGUGAGGUUUGUAAUGAAUUCAAGCUUGGCAUCAAGUGUUCAAAAUGCUGUAGCCAACACUGCGACUAUAAAUACGACACAAAUAAACUCCGAGAUGAUGGAUGAUGUAAUGAGUGAGCCAAGCUCUCCAGAGAGCGCCUUUGAUGCGUCGGAACUUAUUGGAGAUGAAGUUACAUCGCAGUUACAAGCUGCAGGUCCAGUUGGAGUGGCCGCUGCAGCUGCCAUCAACACAAGUCGUGGCAAGAAACGCAAUCAUAUGUUUGAAACAAAUCCAUCAGUUCGUAGAAGACAACAGACCAGGCUAUUAAGGAAACUGAAAGCUUGUAUAGAGGAAUAUACAACACGUGUUGGUCAGCAGGCUGUGGUUUUAUGUUGUACGCCAUCCAAAGCCAUAAGUCUCAAUUCAUACAAAGUAUUUGGAUCCCAGCCUUUGGAAAAUGUUAUGAAGAACUGCAAGUCCACAAUAAUGCAGGAUCUAGAUGUGGCAUUGGCAGUGCAUGCUCCACCAAACAGCGAUGUUUCGUUAACUUACGAGCUUCCACCACUUGCACUUGAUGGUAUACCAACACCAGUUGAUAAAAUGAACCAAGCCCAAUUACGUACUUUCAUACCUGAGAUGUUGAAAUAUUCCACUGGGCGUAGUAAACCAGCCUGGGGUAAAAGUGAAAGUCGACCAGUCUGGUGGCCUAAUGAUGUUCCGUGGGCAAAUGUUCGCAGUGAUGUACGUACAGAAGAGGAAAAGAAGAGGGUUUCAUGGACAGAAGCAUUAAAAUCAAUUGUAAGGAACUGUUACAAGCAUCAUGGUCGUGAAGAUUUAUUGAACAUAUUCGGGGAGGAAGGAGCCGGUGCAGAAACUCAGCCAGCUUACCUCGGAACAAUGGUACAGACUAUAAAUAAUCCUGACGGAACAGUUUCAAUCAUACAAAUAGACACAGGACCAAACAGUGUGGUCACACUACCAGAUGGUACACAGGCAACUGUAGUACACUCCAUGACAGCUAUACCUCAAGAAAAUAUUAACCAUGUGAGCCAAGAUGUAAGUGGUGGUUUACAGGCUAUGGAUACAGCAUUAACAGCUCAGCAAUCACAAGAGGUUCAAGCCAACUCAGCCAUAGGCGAACUGCCAGGUGGUGCAUCUCUUACCAUCAGUGGAGGCCGUUUAAUCCUGGCAAAUGGGGAAAGUGCCCCGCUGACAACUGAUCCAACCACUGGAAUGAUGUCAAUACCUGUCUCAAUAUAUCAAAGUCUUAUGGCAUCCCAGCAACAGGGAACACUGGAUCUAGGGUCCACUGGUCAGGUGGUGUUCACCCAGGCAACUACCACCCAGCAAGUCCAGCAGCCACAGAUUAUCACACAGCAGCAACUAGAGCAGCUGCAGCAGCAACAAACCCUUCAACAGCAUUUAGAGGCUCACCAGGAGAUUGUACAUGUAGGGGAGCCUCUAGGUGUACAGUUAAAUCAACAACAUAUACAAGGUGCCAGUGGGGAUGGAUCUGAUAGCUUGAUAUCUACAGGAACUGUUGCAUGUAAAACUGAGACUUCAUAGUUAACAGACUGUUUGGAUAUUUAAAUAUGUAUUGUAUAUUUGUAUAUAAGAGCCAAUGUGUUCAAAUUAUGAAAAUGAAAUAGAAAGGGA